Molecule: messenger RNA, 5065 nt
Organism: Terrapene triunguis (Three-toed box turtle)
Lineage: Eukaryota; Metazoa; Chordata; Testudines; Emydidae
Product: cysteine and histidine-rich protein 1
Exons: 3
Coding region: 1942-2928 (328 amino acids)
Cellular component (GO): nucleus
Molecular function (GO): zinc ion binding
Source: RefSeq, a predicted model, not a curated record
UUAUCUAAAUUCGAAUUAAUCUCGUAGUGUAGACGUACCCAUGGAGUGCAACGUCACACUAGUAUAAACACUUGUGUGAACCUUUGGAAACUGCUCUCUUCAAAGACUCAGUAAGUGGCGUUUGAACACAGGCUUCCUCAGGAUAGACUGUCCUUCCUGGGCUGGGAUAGAAGGUGUGUUACAACGUGUUGGUUAUCCCGUUCUAACCAAUGUGUUCCAACUUUCCAAGUGCUGCAGGCUGAGGUGAAAACUAGACUCCCCUUAUGGUUCACCUAGCCCGGCUAACAUGUUAACAUACAAUUUGCUUUUGGUUGUUUGGUGGUAAUUGACGUGCUCUUUGUGGACAUUGUAGGACUCACUGGUGGAAAUCUGGCUUGCUCUAGACAGAACAAUGCAGCUGUACAGCCCUCAUGCCUUGGGGCUUAAGUUUAGUGCUAAAUGAGGUCAAGAAGACACGUCCUCCCAUUGUGCGGAAUUGCACAAGUAGGUGGUUUGUGGUGGGGUGUGGUUCUGCUCUUGGGAUGUUUCCAUCACCCAUCGAGGAUAAGGGGCUCAGUGUGACUGGCCAGGGGAUGUCUCCUUGGCUUCAGGGGUAGAAGCCUGUGGGGUUUUAUUUUUGACGUAAGGACCAGUAUUCUGGUGCUGUGUGUGAUUUGUAUAAUGACUGUUGCAGCGCAUGGCUCAAUCUGCGGGUUUCACUUUCCUCGUAACGUGGGAAAGGGACAAUUUAUCGGAAGCUCUCUGGCUGGGUUCAGACUCAAGAAACUUUAUUUUCAAAAACACUUUUUGUAAAGGUGUUGAAAACAGUUUCAUCCUGUCUACGCAAGCAGUUAAAUUGUCCUCAGCAUCAGUCCAAGGAACCCAAUAGUUAAUUGACCUAGUGCUGGAAAUAGCUGUCUCCUGGCGUAGUAGGGCUCCAGCGUGUUGGAAAGUGUGUGAACCGAAACUCGAUAGUGGUCAGGAGUGCUAUUUAGUCCACUGCUAACAGGCUUCAGUCUCCUCUGUCUUACAAGGCUCAUAAAUCGCUGUGAGUUAAGCAUGCGAUACAGAGGUUGCCUGGAUUCCAUCCAGUCUACAUUUGAGUAAAGGAAGAGUAAAAUUGUCUGUUCUGAAAUGAGCUAUCGUCCUUUUGCUGUGCCAGAGGAGAACGCAGGCCUUCCUCAGGGCUGGGGGUGUCACCUGCAAGGCUGUUACAAAGCAGUCAGAAGGGGAGUGGGGGCGGGGGGAGUGCCAUUCACUUUCUGUUGUCGAGCUACAAGAACAGUGCCAGUAAAAAUGGCGCUGCCUGGCUGGCCAAACCCUGGGUGCCAUGUGCCUUUUUCUGCAUGUUUGGUCUUUGGCUGGUCAGUCAUUUGUUUGUUCCCGGUUUGAAGCUGCGCCAUCUUUAAACAAAGCGAAAGCAGUAAGUCUUUCUGCCAGGCUACAGGAUUAUCUGAGUGGGGGGAAAUCCAGCCUUGGCAUUUAGCCCCUAACGUUCUGUCCUUUGUGUGUAAAAAGAUGGGCAGAGCCAGGAUAAUGGCACCACCAAGUCAGAAAUUCAUUUUGUUUAACAUCUUUCCCUCCCCAUUGGUCGGUUUGAAGCCAGAUGCUGCUGAGUCCGAAGUGAAAGUCUCCUACUCUCUAGUUUCUGCUCUUUGCCAGGGGAACAGUCCAGGAUUGUUCUCAUCAAUGUGGAAGCGUUUUGACAAGUUUGCAAUAUGGGCUCCCAUCUCUUCUUACUAAAGGUGGUAACUGACCGCAGGGAAUUGCUGUUCCUGUGUCUCCCUCAAAAUGAGGUUCCCUUGCUUUACUUAAAGAUUAAACAUUGCGGUGUUAAGUUAAGUGGCUAGGUCUGUUUUGGUUUACCUGACACCUUUCGCACAUUUGUGCAUUUAAAAAAAAUUCUCCUUGUGUUGCUCUCUUGUCUAACAUGUCAGUGGACCAGAGAGCAACAGUACAUAUAUGUAUGCAGCAAAAAUUACAUCUGUUUAUAAUCAAAAUAUAAGGGAGACUAGAGGGCAAGCCUGUCGGAGGUGUAGAGUGAACCUCUGGUAUGUCAUUUCCCGCAAGGUCUUUGAAGCUUCAUUUCCCUUUCCUUCUUCACAGUGUACUAAUGGUCACUUGAUGUGCGCUGGCUGUUUUAUCCACCUACUAGCAGAUGCCCGGCUGAAGGAGGAACAGGCUACGUGCCCCAAUUGCCGUUGUGAGAUCAGUAAGAGCCUAUGCUGCCGAAACCUGGCUGUGGAAAAAGCAGUGAGUGAGCUGCCAUCCGAGUGUGGCUUCUGCAUGCGGCAAUUUCCUCGCUCUCUUCUGGAGAGACACCAGAAAGAGGAGUGCCAGGACAGGGUGACUCAGUGCAGAUACAAGCGGAUUGGGUGCCCGUGGCAGGGUCCAUACCACGAGCUGACAGUCCAUGAAGCGGAGUGCACUCACCCCACAAAGACGGGGAAUGAACUGAUGGAGAUUCUGGAUGAAAUGGACCAAACCCAUAAAAAAGAAAUGCAACUGUAUAACAGCAUCUUCAGCCUGCUCAGCUUUGAGAAGAUUGGCUAUACAGAAGUUCAGUUCCGUCCCUAUCGAACCGAUGACUUCAUCACCCGCCUGUACUACGAGACGCCCAGGUUCACCGUGCUCAACCAGACCUGGGUGUUAAAGGCCCGCGUCAACGACUCCGAACGCAACCCCAACCUGUCCUGCAAGCGCACCCUCUCCUUCCAGCUCAUUCUGAAAAGCAAGAUCAGCUCCCCCAUGGAGUGUUCCUUCCUGCUCCUGAAGGGGCCCUACGACGACGUGAAAAUCAACCCCGUGAUCUAUCACUUCGUCUUCACCAAUGAGAACAAUGAGACGGAGUACGUGCCGCUCCCCAUCAUCGACUCUGUGGAAUGUAACAAACUGCUGGCUGCCAAGAACAUCAACUUGCGGCUUUUUAUAUUCCAGAUACAGAAAUAGGCAAGGCUGAGUUAUGCUGGAAGUUACCAAGAAAGCACCACUGAACCAUAGUUACCUCGUACGGCUGCCUGUGCCCGUUGUGAUUUCACAGUAAUUUGAUCAUUUUAAAAGGAAAAAACCCAACAAAACGUCUGCAUGUGUAUGCAACAGCGUAAGCAGUCACAGCCUUCCUUCCCUUCCCUUCCCCCAUCUUCCCCAGGGACAGACAAGAAUGGAGCCAGGUCCGUGCCGAGGGCUGGCACAUGGAGGUGACAGCUGGGAAGCCUGCAGGUGCUGGCAGCAUACCGAGAGCUCUUUGGCAUGCUGUGGUGAGGGCACAGCCAUCCAAGCAGUUCAGUACAUUGUGAAUAGACGGAGUUAUGUUGUCAUGGUAAAGUGCACAGUCUACAUGUGGCAGUUGGGGGGGCUGUAAGGGAGGCCCCUCCCUUCAGGCAGCAUGUGGCUUGAAUGAACUGGAUACAUUUCAGUUUCCUGUUUUGGUUUUGGGGUGGGGCGGACAGAGACAAGUGUAGCUGCGAUCGAGGGCUUGGGAGAGCCUAGUUCAUUAUUAUUUGUGCAGUCUGGUCCUCUGUCUAUUUUAUCAGUAGAAUAAAACAAAUGGGGACCCCUACCCCCCUGAAAACACUAAUGAGGUGUUUGGGGGAGUUUGUGGAACUUGUGCGGGCUGGGCUGACGUUCCACUCUUCUAUGGGACAAGGAUAGAGGUGGGGAGAAAUGAUGGCCCUGUAGUGCAUUACAUAUGAAAGCGUUCCAAAGAACCAGACUCCCCACGUGUGUAUAGUGUGUGUAAACUAACCCUUCGUUCCAUGUUCCUUUCGCCCCAACCUUUUGGUCCAGUGGCGUUAACCAUUGCCAUGGUUUGUAAAUGGAAGUUUAAGAUGCAGGGCGAGGAUUAUGAAAAGCGGACACGCUGAGCAUUGCACGAUCUCUCACGGGGUUGUGACGUGAACCUCCUGGACUGAGUGGGCUUUCCUGGUAAUUCCCAAGCGAAGAUGCUCUUGUUCUCGACUAACUUAGAACGGGUUAUUGGAGCAUUUUUGUCAGGACUGUGCUAAUGGCGAAUGGAUCCGAACGGUUCAUUGUCCCCUCUCCUUCCCUUCCCCCACAAACACCACCCUGGAAUGCUGCAAACAAAAUACUGUAUCUCUAGUUCAUUUUGUAUUGCACAUCAUGAAGAAACAAUCCCAAGGUCAUUUCUACAGUUCCAUGCUUCCUCCAGCCCUGCAAUAUAGCACAGGUUGAGAUUUUAUCUAGACAAGAUGAGGACUUAUGUAGAAACCAAACCUAAAUUCUUGCAGACUUUUCGGAAUGCAGGGUGAAAUUCUGUCCCUUUGCAGUUUUGCCAAAACUUGAGUUUCUUGUGAAACAAGAAAAAAGAAACGAGUUGCAGGCUCUUCUAGUAAUUAUGCAAUUUUACAGUGUGAGAAUAUUUUUUAUAUAUGAAAUAUAUACAGCAUGUUUAUGGACAGGGAUAGUGCAGCCAGUCACCAAAUUGUGAAGAGAUCUACAGGGAUGUUUCACGUGACACUAUUUUUAAGAAAUGUAAAUGUGGGGUAUUACUGGUGGUGGAGGAAAACUCUAUCACAAGCUCAUUAAUGCUGUGUGUUCAAGACCAGCCACCCAGUGAAUAUGCCCAUUGAAGUCAGGCCAUCUCAUUUUAUUGUUACGGAAUAACUGGAUUGGGUAUGAUGUAAAUCGUGAAAACCUCUCGCAGAUGCUGCCUACAGUGAAGCUAUUACUGUUUUACUUUCUGUAAUGAAACUUUUUCUGCCUGGGUUUUCAUUCUGAAUCAUGUCAGCUUUCCAGCCUAGCUUUCUCACCUCCCACUGGCCCUUCUAAAGGCAAUGGCCAAUGGGAGUUCGAGCCCUUUGAUUGGUAACUUGAUGAGUCUUUCUGCUGAGCCCCAUGGAAUAGGAGAAUGUUUAUAGCAUGAAGCCUAGUUAAUAGUCUUAAUAGUGUCUUGAAAUCUUAGUGAUGUCUUUUAAAGAGGCCUAGAGUUUCAUAGAAUGAAGGGUAUUACUGCCAGGUUAAAAGAUGUUUGUUCAAAAUGCUCAGUUGGAAUGGAUGUGAGAUUUACAAAGGAAAAAUAACUUUCCAUUAGCUGCUGCUGUUACUGUCUAGUGUGGAGGUUGGAGUC